UCUCUCUCCUUCUGCUUAAGUUCGCUUGAAAAUCGGUGAAAAAAUUUCCAGUUUCUGGCAAUGGCUGACGACGAAGUGGAGCUCAGCGACGAGCAGAAGAAGGAAAUCGCGAAGUGGUUUCUUCUAAACGCUCCCGCCGGAGAAAUCCAAUUCGUCGCCAAAGAUGUGAAAAAAAUUUUGAAUGACGAUAAGUUGUACCACGAGGCAGCAUCUGAAGCGUUUCCUCAGUACAACAAAUCACACAUGAUUUCCCUCGAAAUGCCUGGCUUAGUUGGAGAUGUGAUUAUUACACCAUUCAAUGAGCUUGAAGAAAACGAAUUCCUUGACCCAAGAACUACACAAGUUGCUAUAAUUGAUAAUAUUAAACAGGUAUGUACUGCAGUGAGACCUGCUCUGGAUGAGGAACUUCCUUCUGCAUAUGUUGAGGAUUUUCGAUGUGCUGUCGAUGAAGAAAUUGCUCGAUAUGUCGGUGAAGCUUAUCCAAAAGGGGUCUGUUCAGUUUACUGUGUAACUGGAAAAGAUGCAGAGGGACCUGAAUCUGAUUUUGAGCUUGCUGUGGUUAUUUCUGCUUCGAGACAUAGCCCUCAGAACUUCUGUAAUGGAAGUUGGCGUUCCACAUGGAACAUUGAGUUCAAGAGUGAUUUUCAAUCGCUUGAAAUAAGAGGGAAAAUGCAGGUUGUUGCCCAUUACUUUGAGGAGGGAAAUGUUCAAUUAGAUGCAAAGCAUGAAUGUAAUGAUUCAACCAUCCUACAGGCUCCUGAAGAUUGUGCAGUUGCGAUAGCCAAUAUUAUUCGUCAUCAUGAAGCAGAAUACUUGGCAUCUCUUGAGACAUCCUAUUCAAACUUGCCAGAUACCACCUUCAAGGAUCUUCGGAGGAAGCUUCCCGUUACUCGGACCCUAUUUCCAUGGCAUAAUACCUCACAAUUCAGCUUAACAAGAGACAUUGCUAAAGAACUUGGAGUUGGAAAGUAAACGCACAAACAUAAAGAAAAAACAGUAGCUUUGUUCACUCUUACAGGUAAAACAAAGAUACAAAUCUUAUUCCCCUUUGGUUUGCUUCCUAAAUCACUUAAUUCUGCCUUUGGAGUUUCUUUCUUGUUUGUCCUUUCCUCGAGAUCGCUUCCUUGUUUUGAUGUCUUCCUUGUAAUAUUCAUUCUUGUGAGUUGUAUAGAUGCGAACGCAAUGGGAUGCUACUGACUGUAAGUACUCAUAAUUUGUAAAUUGAAGGUUAUAUGCUCUGUUUUAUUGCAUUUGAUUCUAAAAUAGAUUAUAAGUGUUGCUUCU
Cucurbita maxima (winter squash) is the source of this 1284-nucleotide messenger RNA. RefSeq names its product F-actin-capping protein subunit alpha-like. Gene Ontology annotation, biological process: barbed-end actin filament capping; actin cytoskeleton organization. Lineage: Eukaryota; Viridiplantae; Streptophyta; Magnoliopsida; Cucurbitales; Cucurbitaceae. Gene Ontology annotation, molecular function: actin filament binding. The record is from RefSeq and is a predicted model, not a curated record. The transcript is spliced from 10 exons. Gene Ontology annotation, cellular component: F-actin capping protein complex; actin cortical patch. The coding region runs from base 61 to 972 and encodes 303 amino acids.